Nymphaea colorata (pocket water lily) is the source of this 1392-nucleotide messenger RNA. Its product is annotated as (S)-ureidoglycine aminohydrolase. The record is from RefSeq and is a predicted model, not a curated record. NCBI's taxonomy places the organism in Eukaryota, Viridiplantae, Streptophyta, Magnoliopsida, Nymphaeales, Nymphaeaceae. Gene Ontology annotation, molecular function: ureidoglycine aminohydrolase activity. The transcript is spliced from 13 exons. The coding region runs from base 254 to 1165 and encodes 303 amino acids.
UGGCACUUGACGGUGAAACUGGGACGGCGAGCCCCUGCUAGCGACAAGCAUGUCCAGCAAUGCUCCUGAUAAAAUACUUGAACGGAAAGUUGCAAGAAAUCAAAAACUAAAACGUAAUCACUGAUCAGAUAGGACGGAGCACUUCCAGCAGUAGUUCCACCUAGGAGGAGACCCAUUUGGGCAACCGUAGGGGCCUGAAACAGGAGUAUCGUUAGUUCUAUCGCAGGCGCAGUCCUUUUCCGGCAAACCCACAAUGCGGAAAGUGUUUGAAACAGCCUUCUUCAUUGUUCUUCUUGUCGACCUGCAUCGCUCCGUUCGGUGCCAAUAUGGCCACGAGGGCCUCUGCUCAUCUGCUUCCCUUCUGGCUGCUCCUUUUGAGAACCCUCUUUAUGCCAAAGUCGUGAAUCCUACCCUGUCGCCCCAACAUCUCCAAGAUUUGCCGGGCUUCACCCGCAGCGUCUACCGAAGAGACCACGCUGUAAUUACCCCUGAAAGCCAUGUUUUUAGCCCUCUUCCUGAUUGGAAGAACACUCUGGGAGCUUAUUUGAUCACCCCAGCCACGGGUGCACAUUUUGUAAUGUAUUUGGCUAAAAUGACAGUGAAUUCGGAGUCUGCAUUACCUGCAAAAGAUGUCGAAAGGUUCGUGUUUGUCCUGCAAGGAAAUUUGAUGAUGUCAAAUGGGUCAGGAAUGAGACAUGUUCUAGAUGUAGACUCCUAUGCAUAUCUACCAGCCAACUAUGUGCAUGCUUUCACAUGUGACACAUCAGCUUUUGUAGUUGUCUUUGAACGCAGGUAUGAAUAUUUGGAAAAUCAUUCCCCUGAGGCUGUCGUUAGCUCAACACAAUUACAAAAACUUCUGGAGACCCCAGGAGAGGUGUUUGAACUGCGGAAGCUGCUGCCAACAACUGCUGCUUAUGACUUCAACAUCCAUAUUAUGGAUUUUCAGCCAGGGGAGUAUCUUAAUGUGAAGGAGGUUCAUUAUAAUCAACAUGGUUUGCUGCUGCUAGAGGGCCGUGGAAUAUACCGGCUCGGUGACAGCUGGUACCCUAUCCAAGCUGGGGAUGCAAUCUGGAUGGCACCAUUUGUACCUCAGUGGUAUGCGGCGCUUGGGAAGACUAGGUCGAGGUAUCUACUUUAUAAGGAUGUCAACAGGGACCCGUUAUGAUUGAAAAUGGGAAGUAACUGAAAAAAAGACUUCCAUGGUUAACAACACUCUCCCGGCUUUCUCUGUGCUUGUAUAAUAUGGUCACUUGCCAGAGCAGGGACCAAAAAAAGUUUUCCACGGUUAAUAAUACUCUCCUGACUUUCUCUGUGUUUGUAUAAUUUGGUGGAGUGAUUCAAUUUGCUAAGUGCAAACUAUUUUCUGAUAUAUCCAAACUUCACCUGCUAAAA